CGACACAAAAGGCUGAUGGUUCACCGGGUUGGUGACAGAGUGCAUCAGACAUUCAAAAGGAGAAGUUCUCUUGUCUCCACUGGCAGAGCGAUGAGAAGAGCUCGGCUGCUGUAGGAGAGCUGACACGGGUUGGACCUUUUUUUUGGGGUGGGGGGAGAAGAAAAAGGAAGUGGAUUUGUGGAGAAACGGACCAGCAGCUGGAGGGACGCGUGUCAAGGAGACCAAAACAUCAAUGAGGACACCAGGAAUGGCAGUGUUCAAGCAACAGAACGUGGAGGAUUUCUAUGAAAUGGGAGAACAGCUCGGAAGUGGACAGUUUGCAGUUGUCAAGCGUUGCAAAGAGAAGAGCUCAGGCACCGAGUUUGCAGCAAAGUUCAUCAAGAAGCGGAUAAGUCGGGCCAGCAGGCGGGGAGUGAAAAGAGAGGAGAUCGAGAGGGAAGUGGGAAUCCUGCAGCAGCUCUGCCACCCCAACAUCGUUGCUCUGCACGACGUGUACGAGAACCGCACCGACGUGGUGCUGAUCCUUGAACUGGUCUCCGGAGGAGAACUGUUUGACUUCUUGGCUCAGAAAGAGUCUCUCAGCGAAGAGGAGGCCACUCAGUUUAUCAAGCAGAUUCUAGACGGGGUCCAGUACCUCCACUCCAAGAGGAUUGCACAUUUUGAUUUAAAGCCUGAAAACAUAAUGCUGCUGGACAGGAGCGCGUCUCUACCCCGCAUUAAGCUCAUAGACUUCGGUCUGGCUCAUCAAAUUGAAGCAGGAGCAGAUUUCAAAAACAUUUUUGGCACGCCUGAAUUUGUUGCUCCAGAGAUAGUCAACUAUGAGCAGCUAGGAUUGGAGGCAGACAUGUGGAGCAUUGGAGUCAUCACAUACAUUCUUUUGAGCGGUGCAUCUCCGUUCCUCGGUGACACGAAGCAGGAAACACUCGGAAACAUCUCGGCUGUGAACUACGAGUUUGAUGAAGAGUUUUUCAGCAACACGAGCGAGCUGGCCAAGAGCUUCAUCAGGCAGCUCCUGGAAAAGGACACGAGGAAACGCUUGGCCAUCGAAGACGCCUUGAAUCACCCGUGGAUUAAGCCUCUGAACUCCAGGCAGGCCAUGGUGAAGCGGCUUUCAGUGGUCAACUUAGAGAACUUUAAGAGGCAGUAUGCCAGACGCCGGUGGAAGCUGUCGUUUCGAAUCGUGGCUCUUUGCAACCACUUAACUCGGAUCAUGAAGAAGGGCCAGAACAGAUCCGAGCACGACGGGAGAGAUUGUGAAAGUGACCAAGAGGAGGAAAUAAUGAAGAGGAGGCCAAGAACCAGAAAGAGAAGCAGCACUUCCUGAGAACUUUGUGAUGAAAGUGUCGGCCAACUGUGACGGGUGCAGAAGGGGGGGACUGCACACCUUCUCAACGCACACUUUGUGCUCCACGACCAUUUAUGUGCUCGAGCGACAGCCUCAAAGGCAGAACUUCACGUCUGACCUUUGCUUCAUCUUCACCUGAUGUCUGUUAGGCCAGAUAGCGCUCUCAAUCCGAUUUUUUUUUUAUUUUUUUUAUUAUUGCUUAAGAAGUAACAAGUGGUUGUUGUUGACAGGAACUCACUGUGUGUGUUCACACACACGCACAACUGUGGCGACAGCUUCCUCCCCUCACUGCAGUCUUAAAACGUUCUCUGGAGUCAGACUCCAUUUUUUUCUCACUUGCAUGCAGGGAUGCUGCCGUCCAAAACGGUUUAGCAGAAAAGCCGAAAUAGUGGCCAUCUUUGUAACCAAAUGUUUACAAGUGCAAACGCCGUUUACUCUCCUUCCUUUCUUCUACUGCCUCCACGAUCAUUAGCUAAAGCUGACAUGCUAUGCAGAAACAUCUGUUUACAAAAUGUGAUGCAGGUUUUUUUAUUUUAAUUUAUGUAGAUGCCUCCUAGUAACCACAACAUUUUUGUACAUAAAGACUGCACAUGAAUCUUUUAUAUGUGAAUUUGUUUCUUUUUGCAGGUUUUGUUUUAAGGCAGUAGCUUCUACUGUAAAUGUAUUUAUGGUGUAAAUGAGUAAAAGGUCAAAUAUCUUAAUUUCAAUUCUACUUUUAUCUCAGCUGAAAGCGUGAGCAUUUUCUAUUAUGUGUAUACUUGUAAGAACUGUAAACUGAAAAUUGUUUAGUAAGUUAAUACACAAUAUUGCAUUCUGUUUAUUUUUAGAAACAAAAAUGGAAUAAUAAAAAUUUUAAAGCAAUUUUUAUGUGUUGAAGUUGUUACAUUUGGUCCAACAUGUUGGUUAUUUCAGUAAAUAAAUGCAAAUUUCAUUUAA
Molecule: messenger RNA, 2281 nt
Organism: Oryzias melastigma (Indian medaka)
Lineage: Eukaryota; Metazoa; Chordata; Actinopteri; Beloniformes; Adrianichthyidae
Gene: dapk2b
Product: death-associated protein kinase 2b
Exons: 12
Coding region: 233-1324 (363 amino acids)
Biological process (GO): protein phosphorylation; positive regulation of apoptotic process; intracellular signal transduction
Cellular component (GO): nucleus; cytoplasm
Molecular function (GO): ATP binding; protein serine/threonine kinase activity
Source: RefSeq, a predicted model, not a curated record